GCCAUACACGGUCCACAAGAAGGUGAAAAUUUUCAACUAGUGUGAGAUGAAAUAUUUGUAGGAGCUAUAUACCCAAUGAUGGCUUUAUGAAAGCAUUUUGAAGAGCUAAGGGUAGUUUUUGAAUCUUCUGUGCACACAGUGGCUACACUGGUUUCUAGGUUCGCAGAUUCUUAGUAACCAAUUUGUAUCUUCAUUGCAUAAUGCCAGCCACCGUCAGUGACUAGUGUUCCUCCAAGCUGCUUCUCUUCAUUCAAUCUAAUGAGUAAUCUAUUCAAUCCAGGGCUGGCCGAACUAAUUGCUAGGUUUGCGUUUUGUAACUCACUCAUUGCUCUCUCCAUGGCACAAUACUGGUCAUCCCGUGUGACUAGGUUCUUUCAAGCUCCUCUGUUACUAAUGACAAAGUGGGGAAGGAGAAAAACACGAAUAUUGGACAACCCAAGGCCAAAAGGCAAAAAACCCAACAUUACUUCAAAAGGGCCUAUGAUGCUCCAAGCUGCUGCACCUAAUAAGAGGUUCUGUGGGACCACUCGCCUGCUCUCUUUUAACAGGAAUAACUGUAGAAACGUUUAGCUCCAAGUAUGUGAAGAAAAAU
Molecule: messenger RNA, 592 nt
Organism: Ilex paraguariensis (yerba mate)
Lineage: Eukaryota; Viridiplantae; Streptophyta; Magnoliopsida; Aquifoliales; Aquifoliaceae
Source: the annotation of a GenBank genome assembly